UAAAUUUAGUUCAACAGUGCUGUGAAAUACCAAAUGUUAAGAGUCGUCUGUUGAUGGUAACACUGCGCGGGUAAGAAGAAGACAAAUUUUGCUCGUCAUUCGCAGUUGGCGAUUCACUGAAUUUUUGAUAAACCCAGCAAAUUCAACGCAUUAUAUAUCCCCUCUCGAGAAGCGCCCGCAUCAUGUUCGGAAGACAAAGUGGACUGGGCAGUUCCAGCAACAGCAGCAACCUGGUGGAGUUCCGCGCCGGCCGCAUGAACAUGGUGGGCAAGAUGGUCCAUCCGGAUUCGCGCAAGGGCCUGGUCUACAUGACCCAGAGCGACGAUGGCCUGAUGCACUUCUGCUGGAAGGAUCGCACCUCCGGCAAGGUGGAGGACGAUCUCAUCGUCUUCCCCGACGACUUCGAGUACAAGCGCGUGGAUCAGUGCAAGACAGGCCGCGUCUAUGUGCUCAAGUUCAAGUCAUCGACACGCCGCAUGUUCUUCUGGAUGCAGGAGCCCAAGACGGACAAGGACGACGAGCACUGCCGCCGCAUCAACGAGCUGCUGAACAACCCUCCUUCCGCGCACCAACGCGGCGGUGGCGGCAGCAACGACGGCGACCUCCAGUACAUGCUGAACAACAUGUCGCAGCAGCAGCUGAUGCAGCUCUUCGGCGGCGUCGGCCAGAUGGGUGGUCUCAGCUCGCUGCUGGGCCAAAUGAACUCCCGGACGCCCUCGUCCCGCAACACCUCCUCAUCGGGUGGCGGUGGGGCAUCGGCCUUGCAGACGCCCGAAAACGUUAGUGUGCCACGCACUCCAAGCGCCCCAUCGAAAUCGGGCAGCAGCCGCAGCAGCAGCAAUGUGAACUCGCAGGUCGGCGAAGGUGCCGGCUCCUCCGUUGAUGCGGAUGCCUCCGGUAAGAACUCAACCACAUCGACCACAACGGCGUCAGAAUCGACCGGAGCCUAUGCCAAUCCAUUCCAAGCCUACUUAUCCAAUCUCUCCCCCGAACAUGGCGCAGGACGAUCCCUGAAUAUUGACUUAUCGACGGCCCUAUCCGGCGCCGAUGCCAUUAAUCAGCUUAUUGCCGAUCCGGAGCGCGUCAAGUCGCUGAUCGUGCACCUGCCCGAGUCGGAGGAUGCGGACGAGGAUCGCAAGCAGCAGAUCAAGGACCACAUCACCUCCCCGCAGUUCCAGCAGGCCCUGGCCCAAUUCUCCAAUGCCCUGCAGUCGGCGCAGCUAGGACCAGUGGUCAAGCAAUUCGAGCUCUCCAACGAAGCAGUUGCCGCCGCCUUCUCCGGCAAUCUGGAGGACUUUGUGCGUGCUCUGGAGAAGAGCCUCCCCGCCGGUGCCACCAUGGGUGGCGAACCCUCCGCCAGCGAGAAGAAGGGCAGCGAUCCCGAGACCCCAACUUCAGUGGCCCGCGAUGAGAACACGGAUCCCGCUGCCGAAAAGCAGGAGGAGAAGCAGAAAUAGAUUACGUUUGCGGCUUGGUUAUAAUUCAAAUGCAAUCCGAAAGCAUAUUUUUUUCAUGUUCAAAGUGAUUUUUGGAUUCUGAAUAAAUUCAAAUUGGAGUUAAACAGAA
This is a messenger RNA of Drosophila teissieri, 1566 nucleotides long. RefSeq names its product proteasomal ubiquitin receptor ADRM1 homolog (gene Rpn13). Lineage: Eukaryota; Metazoa; Arthropoda; Insecta; Diptera; Drosophilidae. The record is from RefSeq and is a predicted model, not a curated record. Gene Ontology annotation, cellular component: nucleus; proteasome regulatory particle, lid subcomplex; cytoplasm. The transcript has 3 exons. The coding region runs from base 183 to 1457 and encodes 424 amino acids. Gene Ontology annotation, biological process: ubiquitin-dependent protein catabolic process. Gene Ontology annotation, molecular function: endopeptidase activator activity; proteasome binding; ubiquitin binding.